ACCGGAGGCAGCCAGGCAGGAGACCACGCUCGCCCUCUUCUCGCAGGAGCGAGAGAAGAGGACAGGGAGAGAGGGGGCGAUCCCCCGUCAACGUCGGGGAAAACGAGCGAGCCGAAGCGAGUGAGCGCGCGCGACGUCGCCCGUCGCGGAAGGCCGAGAGAAGGCACUCUCUUCUCGGCCCGGUCCUUUCGGCGGAGGAAUUCUAGCUGGCGUGGCUCGGCGCGACCGCCGCCUCCACCUUCCUUCCUUCCCUCCACCCGGAGCCCAUUCAGAGACCUCCCUGGAUGGGACGGUCCGCACACACCAUCGGUCUGCUCGGUGCCCGGUUCUGCGCGAUAUUUUGUGACUGCCUCAUCUGUGCGGUGCUCGGUGCUUUAGCCUGUGCUUCUCGGCUCCCUAGACCCAUCGAGGAAUAGGGAGGUCGACAUGACCCGGUUGGGAUUGCGAUUCGUCGCAUCCGCAGUUUUCCUGGCCGGGAUUGUUAGUGGGCAAUAUAAUCACACAUCAUGGAAUCCACCGCCGGUCGUGCCACUGAACGAACGAGGUGAUAUCGGAGGGCCUGUAAGCGCUGGCGAUGACGACGACGACAGUCCGCCCGGAUUCAAAGAUGAAGACAGGGAUAGAUUUAGAGAGUUUAUCACGGACAACGAAGGAUACGAGGAUCCGGAAAGGUGGAACGGCAGUUUCACGGCUGGCCAUUACAGUCCCGACGACAGGACUCGGCAGUGGAGCUACUAUAGAAACAGGAGCGAUCCUCACGGUCAAGUGCCCUCGGGCCGAUCUCCUUACGAUCGAGGACCGCAGGACUACGACCGGUAUCCUGAAAGUGGCGGCGCGUCGGGAUACGGAAUUGACGAAAAUCGACCAGGUCAUCCCGAUGGUCGCGGCGAUUACGAGGCACACAGCGGCGCCGGCGAAAACGACCGAGGAGGAGGAUCUCAUAAUUACGGCCAAGGAGGUUCUUAUGGCGGUAGUUACGGCGGAAGUUACGGCGCGGGAGGCGCGGAUUCCUAUGGCCGUGGAAGCGGAAAUGUUUAUGGUGGCGGUCGUGGAAGCGGAGACCCUUACGGUGGCGGCCGCGGAAGUGGGCACGUUUACGGUGGCGGUCGUGGAGGCGACGAUGCUUACGGUGGCAGUCGCGGGCGCGGUCAUGGUGGUUACGGUGCCGCUGGAGACGACGAGAAUUAUCCGAGCAAUUACCAGGUGGUACCGAUGCCCGGGGCACCGCGAAACUGCACUGGAUCGGGAUGCUGCGUACCCAAGUGUUUCGCCGAGAAGGGAUCGCGGGGACCACCGGGAAUACUCGGACCGCAAGGUCCUAAGGGACAGCGGGGAUUUCCAGGAGCGGAAGGUCUUCUAGGACCCAAAGGUGAGAAGGGAGACCCCGGCCCACAAGGUCCGCACGGUGCGAAAGGUGACAGAGGAAAAAUGGGUAUGCCUGGUUUUCCUGGUAUAAACGGUGUGCCUGGAGUACAAGGAUCUCCGGGUUCUCCAGGCUUGCCCGGUCGUGACGGUUGCAACGGAACGGACGGUGAACGUGGACGUGACGGCGUACCCGGAGAACCAGGACCUCGAGGUUUUCGAGGUGGGCCUGGGCCUAAAGGAGAAAAGGGCCAGCCAGCGUAUGCCGGCGCUUUCCCGGUGGGUCAAAAGGGUGAACCUGGUAACGACGGUGUCAGAGGGCCUCCCGGCCCUCCCGGUUUUCAGGGAGAGCGUGGCCCGUCUGGCGUGAAGGGUGAACGAGGUCCCUACGGCACCUCGGGCUUACCGGGUCCGAAAGGAGAAAAAGGAAACAUGGGUCUCGGAUUCGAAGGAUUAAAGGGUGAUAAAGGUCAGAAGGGUGAAUCGGGACCUCCGGGCUCGACCGCGCCCAUUAUGCCAUUCCAAGGAGCCUCGGACGUAACGGGUCCGCGCGGUGAACCAGGCCUAAAAGGAGAUAGGGGUGAAAUGGGACCGGAAGGACAAAAAGGAGAACCAGGAUUCAUAGGCGAUCAUGGUAUACCCGGUGGAUCAGGACACAAAGGAGAGAAAGGUCUUCCAGGAGCUCCAGGCAUUCGUGGUAGAGAUGGUUUCUCUGGGCCUCCUGGACCUCCUGGACGAAAAGGUGAUCGAGGUAUUGACGGAUUGGAAGGCCUUUCUGGGCGAUCCGGCAAGAAAGGAGAAUCCGGUCGAGACGGACCGAUGGGAGUUCCAGGUUUACGAGGACCUCCUGGACCACCGGGGGGUGGUAAAGGAAGACCGGGACCGCCAGGCCCGAAAGGACCACGUGGUUUUCCAGGACCCACCGGGUCACGAGGAACAGACGGUUUUCCAGGAGACCCAGGACCAAGAGGCCCCAUUGGUUUACAAGGAGGUCCCGGAUUGUCUGGAAUUCCAGGCCCAGAAGGUUUGCCAGGGGAAAAAGGUGGAAAAGGUGAACCCGGUUUGACCGGAUUCCCUGGAGGUCCAGGACCACGUGGAUUUGAUGGACCACCAGGACCGGCUGGACCGAGAGGGCUGCCAGGAGAUAAAGGAUUCUCAAUAAUGGGACCGAAAGGCAUGGAUGGAUCGCCUGGCUUCGAUGGAGAGAAAGGACAAAAGGGCGAACGAGGUUACGCGGGUGUCCGAGGUCGACCGGGAGACUCUCUAGACGGUAUCCCAGGAUCACCGGGUGCACCCGGUGAGGCCGGGGAACCCGGAGCGCCAGGAAGAGACGGCAUACCAGGCCUUUCUGGGACGCCUGGAGAUAAAGGAGAUAUCGGCGGUCGCUGUAUAGAUUGUUUACCUGGUUUUCGAGGCGCCAAAGGUGAUCGUGGUUUGGAUGGUAUACCCGGACUUACCGGACCCCGAGGACCACCCGGAGAACGCGGUUUCCCGGGUGAACCUGGAGUGGACGGUUUGCCAGGCGCAAUCGGACCUCCGGGACUGCCAGGAAAAGAUGGUAUACCCGGUGCUCCAGGACCUCAAGGAGAAUCCGGAACCCCGGCAACAGUGACAUGGAACAUGCUCAAACUGGAAAAAGGUGACAAAGGAGCGCGUGGAGAGUCUGGUCGACAAGGUCCGCCGGGACCGGAAGGACCGGUGGGAGAGAAGGGUAGACCUGGAUUCGAAGGUUUCCCAGGGCUCAAAGGAACGCCAGGAGAUCGCGGCUUCCCAGGGCAAGAUGGCGUUCCCGGAAGACCUGGUACACCUGGACGCAGGGGAGACAAAGGGAUAAGUAUAAAAGGUGAACCGGGAGAAGGAGGUCGUCCGGGAUCUCCAGGACAGAAAGGAGAACCUGGAUUUUACGGAAUUAAGGGUGAACCUGGUGAAUGUCCGCCACUUGACCUCAUGAAAGGCUUCAAAGGUGAUCGAGGCCUGACAGGUGAGAAGGGAGAACCUGGACCACCUGGCAGGGAUGGAAUAUCGGGUGAUAAAGGAUUGCAAGGCUUCUCGGGUCCACCCGGUCCAGUUGGUCCAAUCGGUGCUCCUGGACCUGUUGGUGCAAGAGGUUUACCUGGCCCGCGCGGAGACAAGGGUAACAUGGGUCCUAUGGGUUUCCCAGGAGAGUCUGGUCGCGAAGGACCUAGAGGCUUCCCAGGUGCUCCGGCUCCGAAGGGUGAUAAGGGAGAACCGGGAAUAUCGGUUAAAGGUAGUCCUGGUUUAACAGGACCUCCAGGUGAGAGAGGAGAGAAAGGUCUUCCCGGGCCACCAGGGAAAGAAGGUCUGCCCGGUUAUCAGGGAUUACCAGGCUUUGUUGGCGAGAAGGGAGACGUUGGCGCACCGGGAAUAAAUGGUUUGCCAGGGGCACCUGGUGGGAAAGGAGACACAGGUCCAAUUGGUCCACCUGGUCCUCCAGGUGUUGCUGGUAUCCCAGGAGCGGAUGGAGGCAAAGGCGAGCCAGGAUUACUAGGAGAACCAGGUAGAUCGGGCCUCCCAGGUUUCCCGGGAUCGAAAGGUGAUCGCGGCGAACCAGGUAUUGAUGGACCGAAAGGAUACCCCGGCAGACGAGGAUUACCUGGAACUCCAGGUAGACCUGGAAUCGAUGGCGUAUCAGGUCUAAAGGGAGAACACGGUGACAAAGGCUCACCGGGAUUCCCUGGAUUGCCAGGUAUGGAAGGAAAGCCCGGUCGUCCUGGUAUAUCCGGGCUAAAAGGUGACCAAGGACUACCUGGCGCGCCUGGUUUACCAGGAAUCGUCGGUUAUGAAGGAGUUAAGGGCGACACUGGACUGCCGGGUCCAACGGGAAGGAAAGGAGAGCCAGGGCAAGUCUCGGAAAAAGGACAGAAAGGCGAGCCAGGAAUGCCUGGAAUACGGGGUCCUCAGGGUCCGCCGGGACGAGACGGUAUUGAUGGAUCGAAGGGCGAAGCUGGCAGACCAGGCCAUGGGCGUGACGGAUUACCUGGAUUAAAGGGCGACGCGGGUGUACCGGGUCGGGACGGAGCGCCAGGAUUCCAAGGCCAAAAGGGUGAUACCGGUGUACGAGGAUUCCCCGGAAUAAAAGGCGACUACGGUCCACCGGGUAUACACGGAGAACCGGGUCCGCCGGGCAUAGAUGGACUUCCUGGAGAAGUUGGUGCAAUCGGGUCGCCCGGAGCACCUGGUUUCCCGGGACUUGAUGGCGAACUUGGUUCUCCUGGUCGACCUGGACUCGAUGGUGUUAAAGGAGAUCGCGGUCAGCCAGGACUCGUCGGAUUGCCUGGAAUCAUUGGAGCACUAGGAGAAAAAGGAGAUCGUGGUCCGCCGGGACCUACGAUCCAAAUCAAGGGUGAGAAAGGCGAACCAGGUAUACCUGGAUUUUCUGGAGAAAAGGGAGAGAAAGGAGAUCAAGGUCUGAUAGGUAUCGCUGGUUAUGAUGGCGAAAAGGGUGACAGAGGCUCAGGUGGAACCGAAGGAUCUCCUGGACCUCACGGUGCUCCGGGACUUAAGGGCGAACAAGGACCUCCUGGUAUUCCCGGAGCUCCUGGAGUUACAAUAAAGGGUGAAAAAGGUUUGCCAGGUCUAAUGGGUAAGCACGGCAGGGACGGAUUUUCAGGACGACCCGGUGAGAAGGGCGAACCAGGAUUACCUGGUUUGCCUGGACCAAAGGGAGACAUUGGUCCUUACGGACCAGUUGGACCGCAAGGUGAGAAAGGUGAUCAAGGAGUACUGGGUAUAACUGGAGCACCAGGACGUGACGGAACCCCAGGUCUCGAAGGUGUACCAGGAUUACCUGGUGAGAGAGGUCCGAAGGGUGACCAAGGACCGCCUGGAUUAUUUGGUGCCCCAGGAUUAAAGGGAGAAACCGGUCAUCCAGGAGCAAAUGGAUUAGACGGACCCCAAGGAGAAAAGGGUGAAAGAGGUUGGGACGGUGUAAAUGGUCUACCUGGACCACUUGGCGAGAAGGGUGAUAGAGGAUAUCCUGGUCCAGUCGGAUUAAUGGGUACCGUUGGCUACGCAGGUCAUAAAGGAGAAAAGGGUGAAGAUUGUCUCGAGCCGCCAAUGGGACCUAAAGGAGAUCGCGGAUAUCCUGGCCCGGCUGGACCGUCUGGUCCACCAGGAGAGAAAGGACUGUCGGGUCCGCCCGGUUUCCCCGGCUUAGACGGUAUUAAAGGCGCCCAAGGUUUCAUCGGUCCAGCAGGACCUCCUGGGCUACCAGGAUUGCCCGGACCUGUCGGCGCGUCCGGCCUACCGGGUCUUCAGGGUCCUGUCGGUGCGCCAGGACUCACUGGCGAGCCCGGUGCGCCCUGCGAAACGACACCUGAUUAUCUCACCGGUAUUCUUCUGGUCAAGCACAGCCAAAGUCAAAGCACCCCGAUUUGCGAGCCGGGUCACAUCAGACUCUGGGAGGGAUACAGUUUGCUCUACACCGAUGGCGACGAGAGAGCGCACUCUCAAGACUUAGGUUAUGCCGGCUCGUGUGUAAGAAAAUUCUCCACGAUACCCUUCCUGUUCUGCGACGUCAACAACGUCUGCCAUUACGCUAGUCGCAAUGAUCGGUCUUACUGGCUGUCUACCAAUAGCCCAAUUCCCAUGAUGCCAGUCGAGGAGACGGCAAUAGAAGAAUAUAUCUCCAGGUGCGUGGUGUGCGAAGUUCCGGCUAAUGUGAUAGCGGUACACAGUCAAGCGAUAAGCAUUCCAGAAUGUCCAGCGGGAUGGACCGGUCUUUGGAUCGGUUAUAGUUUUGUAAUGCACACCGGCGCAGGCUCCCAAGGCGGCGGCCAGUCCCUGUCGAGUCCCGGUUCCUGCCUGGAGGACUUCCGCGCCACACCUUUCAUCGAGUGCAACGGCGCCAAAGGACACUGCCAUUACUAUUCUAAUCAGUACAGCUUCUGGAUGGUGACCAUAGAGGAAAACCAGCAGUUCAGGAGCCCCGAGAAACAGACCUUAAAGGCGGGUAAUCUUAGAUCCCGAAUAAGUCGCUGCCAAGUUUGUAUAAAGAAUACGUAAACGUGCGCGCCACCGUUUACACACGGAACACACAUACACACACACACGUACACACACGCACACAUGUACACACACACACACACACACAC
Vollenhovia emeryi is the source of this 6476-nucleotide messenger RNA. RefSeq names its product collagen alpha-1(IV) chain (gene Col4a1). The record is from RefSeq and is a predicted model, not a curated record. The coding region runs from base 427 to 6387 and encodes 1986 amino acids. Gene Ontology annotation, cellular component: collagen trimer. Gene Ontology annotation, molecular function: extracellular matrix structural constituent. NCBI's taxonomy places the organism in Eukaryota, Metazoa, Arthropoda, Insecta, Hymenoptera, Formicidae. The transcript is spliced from 27 exons.